AUGAAUAAGCGAAAGAAUGAUGGGCCCGUCGAGGUACAGCGUCCAAAGAUGGUAAACAAGAGCAGGCGAGGAGGUUGCUCUGCUUAUUGUACUAUGACCUCCUCACGCGAACUCGCACGCUGGUCUGAUCACGGCAGUCCGGCAUGUUGCUCAGCGGUUGGCGAUGAGGCAAGCAGUAGUGGAGACUGCAUUUGGGAGAAAGCUAGAAUACUUUCCAGGACUCUAGUAUUUAGGUGGAGUCGAGGACCGCGCGAGCCAAGAGGAACCGUGAUUUUCAUAGCAGUGUCGGAGGUGGGUCCAAGCGAGACAGCAUAUCGAGAGCGUGUUCGUACGCAUAUUGUUGGCGGCUGUGAAGACAUACCACAACACAUAAAAAAUCCGUGUCAACAUUCAGCAAUAUGCAGUGUUCCAACAGCUCUUCUCGCUGUGCAGGUACAUCACACGACAAUGGGGAUGCUCCUGGCGAAAGGUACAACUGACCUGCCAAAGCACGCGCGUCGAGAGGACAUGGCGGAGGAGAGACAUACAGUAGCCACUGCUCAAGACUUGCGCGAUGGCAUCGUCAUCAUAGCAGAUGCAGCCAGGCACCGCACGUGUUCGCGAUCAGCUUUCUCAGUACACAUGGUCGCUCCAGCAGCAUGCACUCCUCACGCUGUGUGGCCAUGCAGCCAAACCAACGCUCGAACCCGUCAGUUACCGUCGACCGAAGACCAACGCAACAACGGCUUCGGUCAUCUCAACGAAUGCAAAUGCAUACCGAAGCGAGCAUGCCAGGACGAGGUCAGCAUCCUAUCAUUUGUGGCGUUCGUCUGCGAUGAUCAACCACGAAACAAAUCCUGCAUAGCAGUUGAACCGGCACAUCUUUUGCUACGAAAAAGACAAGCCCUCUUGAGCUUCACGAAUCUCAAUAGGGAAGAGCCUUUGCAAUCCGUUAGAUGGGUUAUAUUGCUCGCAAAACAUCUCCAUAAAGCUCUUGCGGCUGUCUAUUCAUCCAUUGUUGGGGUUUGUAUCCGGGGUUUCUUCAGUCACUUCACCCCGCUGAUCGCGAGGGGCGGAGUGUGUGACAGAGCCUCGGAUACUCCUUCACAUAAUGCACGCGACCCUAGACAGCUCAUCUUCGCCCUCUUCUCCAAAAUCACGCUCAUAAAUUCAACAAGACCUUUGUCAGCCUUGACGGUUUCCAAUGGGGCCACCAUUGCUUGCGCUCCUAAAAUUCAUGCUGAGGAUAAGCAUUGA
Messenger RNA from Pseudocercospora fijiensis CIRAD86, 1236 nucleotides. RefSeq lists its product as uncharacterized. The record is from RefSeq and is a predicted model, not a curated record. The transcript is spliced from 12 exons. The coding region runs from base 1 to 1236 and encodes 411 amino acids. Lineage: Eukaryota; Fungi; Ascomycota; Dothideomycetes; Mycosphaerellales; Mycosphaerellaceae.